AUGUGCCAUUUUUCGACGUUCCUGUCAACACACCCACUUGCCGUGCCGAGACGUGAUGUUCUGGGCGCCCAGACCGUGAUCCCAUCCAACCUCACCUUGUCAAUAUUGGACGGUGGCUGCCUGGGUAAAACGGCACACAGGCUCACUCUCGGCUCCCGUCGACGCACGCAACCAAUCGACGAUGAAGAAGCAGGCGACAUCAUCCCUUUUGACGCCCACGCCGGCGGCGGCCAUUUCACAUGCAAGCACGGCCCGCAGCUCCGCGUCUCCCCCGCUCUGCAGUCCUUCAUCGCCAGGAACCAUAUUUUGAGUUCGGGCGAAACCGUCGCCGACUUGCUUGCCAAGCCACAUAUUGCCGUUCCACGCGAGGUAAUCAACAGGGACUACCCCCUACCGGAGUACUUUGUUUCUUCGAGUCACAACACCUACCUGUGCGCACACCAACUCUUUGGCGAAUCCUCCACCGACCCCUACCGACACACCCUCCAAGCCGGCUCAAGAUGCGUAGAGAUCGACGUCUGGGACAACCCCGACAACCUGGACGAACCCAAAGUCACUCAUGGAUACACCCUGGUCUCCAACAUCCCCUUCCGCGAAGUAUGCAAGAUCAUCCGGCAAGUAGUAGAGGAAGAGGAAGAAUCCGGCGGCGGCGGCGGUGCGCCCGUGUUGAUUUCGCUCGAGAACCACUGCGGCGCUCAAGGGCAAGAGGCGCUGGUGCGAAUCAUGAAGGAAGUAUGGGGUAGGCACUUGUUGGAUAAGCCGGUAGAAACCGAGUCGCACAUUGAACAAGACCAACAUGUUCGUCUUCGCGACCUGGGGUCCAAGAUCGUGGUCAUCGUGGAGCAUCAUCUCAUCAACGAAGCCUCAUCUGAUUCCUCCUCCGAUUCUAGCUUGGAAGACGAAGCCGAGAAAAAAGAAAGGAAACAAAGAAAACAAGCCAAAAAAGAUGCUCCCGAAGCCAAACUCAUCAUCCCCUCCCUCGCCGAGUUGGGCGUCUACGGCCAAUCCGUCAAACCGCCCGACAACAGCUGGUUCACCUCUUCGGACCUCUUACCUUCAAAAGACGGCCCGCACCACCACCUCAUCAACGUAUCUGAAUCCGGCCUCAACGCCCUCUUGUCGUCCGGCAACGGCGCCAGCAUAGCCAAGCACAACGCCCGCCACUUGAUGCGGGUAUUCCCCAAAGGCACGCGCAUCUCUUCUAAAAACCUUAAACCUUUGCCCUUCUGGGGUUUAGGCGCACAAGUAUGUGCUUUAAACUGGCAGACCUUCGACGCAAGCAUGCAAAUCAACGAAGCCAUGUUCGCGGGUACAGGGGGGUACGUGCUUAAACCUUCUUGGUUGCGGUCCAACGCGGCAAUGGUGGGACUAGCGAAAAAAGAGUUUCGGGAGCAAGUGGCGAGGACGAGACGCAGAAAACGAUUGAGGUUGGUGGUGGCGGGCGCGUCGGAUGUUCCCAUCCCAAGCGGCAGAGAUACGGAUAAGGAACUCAAACCGUACCUUACCUGCACGCUGCUACAUCCGGGCGUGCCGUUUGGGGAGAUGCAGCAGACCAAGAAGAAGACGGACGUGUUUAGGAAGCAUAAGCUUAGUGCGCUGCUGAUUGGGGGGUUGACGGGGGCAGCAAGUAAAGAGGAGGAGAACAGUCUGGUGACGGAUCCGGUGUGGGAUGAGACGCUGGAGUGGGACGAGUAUGAAGACGAUGAGUUGGUUUUCUUGAGGAUGUUCAUCAAGAGCGAUGAUUCCUUCUCCAGCAACCCGGUGCUGUGUGUGGCCAGCGUUAGGCUGUUGUAUGUGGAGGGCGUCAAGGGGCAGUGGCGGUUCGUGAGGAUGUUGGAUCUAAAGGGGAGGGAGACGGCAUGUACACUGCUGGUCAAGUUUGAAGUGGAUGAGCUCUGA
Messenger RNA from Neurospora tetrasperma FGSC 2508, 1899 nucleotides. RefSeq lists its product as uncharacterized. The coding region runs from base 1 to 1899 and encodes 632 amino acids. The record is from RefSeq and is a predicted model, not a curated record. Lineage: Eukaryota; Fungi; Ascomycota; Sordariomycetes; Sordariales; Sordariaceae. The transcript is spliced from 2 exons. Gene Ontology annotation, molecular function: phosphatidylinositol-4,5-bisphosphate phospholipase C activity. Gene Ontology annotation, biological process: lipid metabolic process; phosphatidylinositol-mediated signaling.